Messenger RNA from Zophobas morio, 1167 nucleotides. Its product is annotated as endonuclease III-like protein 1. Gene Ontology annotation, biological process: base-excision repair; base-excision repair, AP site formation; nucleotide-excision repair. Gene Ontology annotation, molecular function: DNA binding; DNA-(apurinic or apyrimidinic site) endonuclease activity; oxidized pyrimidine nucleobase lesion DNA N-glycosylase activity. Gene Ontology annotation, cellular component: nucleus. The record is from RefSeq and is a predicted model, not a curated record. The transcript has 3 exons. Bases 101 to 1081 code for a protein of 326 amino acids. Lineage: Eukaryota; Metazoa; Arthropoda; Insecta; Coleoptera; Tenebrionidae.
UUUGUUGCUUUAGUACAACGAAACUCAAUAACAACCCCAAUAGAACUACAAUUUGCUUUACUUUAAUCAGACUUUAAUAUUUUAUAACAGAAAUUUGAGAAUGCGAUUUUAUCUAGUUCAAAGAAUUUUAGCCGCCGUUCGGACCGUAAAUAAGGAGAAACUCGAUUUGAAGAAGUCGUUUAGUCGGUCCACAACAACUGUCAAACUCAUGGAACCUGACACUAAGCCGGACCUGUCCAGGUUUAAAUUGGCCCCAAAACGGAAGCUGUUGAGCAAAAACAAAGAAGAAACCCAUUCAGAGCCUUCCACGAGCUCCGAUCAUAAGCACAUUAAGCGCGAACACGUCAAAAUCGAAGCCGAUGAGAAACCAAAGAAAAAUUGGGCACCCAGCGAUUGGGAGCAAAUUCUGGCGAACGUUAGAGAGAUGCGUAAGAACUUCGACGCUCCUGUGGAUUCGAUGGGGUGCAAUAAAUGUCAAGAAGAGAGUGCCAGCCCUGAAGUGUUUCGGUAUCAAGCUCUCUUGUCGCUUAUGUUAAGCAGCCAAACUAAAGAUCAAGUGACCUACAACGCUAUGUUAAAACUACAGAAACACGGAUGCACCAUUGACAAUAUUUUAGCCACGUCUGAUGAAAAAUUGGGGGAGCUUAUCUACCCAGUGGGUUUCUGGAAGACAAAAGUGAAGUACAUUAAGAAAACUACUCAGAUCCUGAAGAACAAUUUCAGUGGUGACAUUCCCAAAACAGUUGAAGAUUUGUGUAAGCUUCCAGGGGUGGGCCCCAAAAUGGCGCAUUUGUGUAUGAAGACGGCCUGGAACGAGACUACUGGAAUUGGUGUAGAUACUCAUGUGCACCGUAUUUGUAACAGAUUAGGAUGGGUAAAUUCAAAAACUCCAGACGAAACGAGGAAAAGCCUGCAAGAGUGGUUACCCAAGGAGCUGUGGGACGAAAUUGGGCUGUUAUUGGUGGGAUUCGGGCAGCAGAUUUGUCAACCGGUGAAGCCCCAGUGUGCCACUUGUUUAAACCAUGAGCUGUGCCCCUAUGGAGUUGAUUUUAUCAAUAAGGACUUGAAAAUCAAAAAGUAAUCGUUACUAUUAAGGAAACACUGUUUAUAUUUACUUAUAUCUUUAUUGUUUGUUUAUAUUAUCUAUUAUUGUGUCAAAAAAACUAA